GACUUCCGUUUACCUUCUCUCUCCCGCGGCAGAAUGUCCGAGCUCACUGAACAAUCAGGCGAAGGAAAGACAGAUGCCAGUCGCAAAGUACAAGCCAGAGCAAGAGUAUGGCGAGCAUGUGAAGUUUGUCGUAAAAGAAAAGUCAAGUGUAAUGGCCAGGAACCAUGCGCAUACUGUGUCUCAUCGGGCAAACUUUGCAGCUUCAAAGAUAUCAACGACAAUGCCGCUUCAGCUCGACAGCAGAGUAACAGUGUAGAGCUUCGGCUGGCUAAAGUUGAAGAGACGAUCCUGAAGCUGCUUCCGAUGGCACAAGCCUUCGAAGCCUGGCUCAGAGCUAACAAUCAACUUUCAACUCCAGGCUUGCCCUUCCGUAUAGAUCCCGAUUCUACCGCGUCGAACCUUCAAUCUCCAAUCUCUCGUUCUCCGCCUGUAGAGGACCGCCCCUCGACUUCCACCUCGUACCGAGCGUCAAAUGCGAUCAAAGACUUCUCGUCUUACGGACCUGAAAAAUGGUCCGACAGAUACUCUCAUCUUUCAAAAGACAGUUACGGCCAUCUCAGGUACACCGGUGGUGCGGCGUCUUUCAUGCUAGUGGAUGCACUUGCGUCUCUCCAAAAUCAUGCUGCAAUCGACGCAUCAUCAAACUCAACUCUGUCAGCGAAAACCGAUAUACAACUACCUUUUUUUGCUCCGGACAAGACAUUUCGCAAGCAGCCAGCAUUGCCGCGUCCUGAUGACAUUGGAUACCCCUCUCAUGAGCUGGCAGACGAGCUUGUUGCCACAUACUUUGCUAGUAUACACCACACGUUCCCCAUCCUACAUCAACAGACAUUUGUCGAUCAAUACAUGAAAGCAAUGGCGCAAAAAGCCAAAGGGAAACCAAGUAGAGAACAUGGCUUUCUGUCGUCUUUGUUUGCUGUAUUUGCAUGCGGGGCUUGUUUGAUUGAGAAAGGUAGGCCAAAGUCUGGUCAAGGUGAAGGAAACGAAUUCCGAGGCUUCGAUUUUUACGAAAAAGCACAACUGCUAUUCUGGAUGGGAACGGGCUCUUCACAAAUCGAACAUGUGCAAUGCCUGUCAAUCAUGGCCAUAUGCAAUGCGACGUGGAACACCCUUGCUCAAAGCUGGAUCAACGUUGGUGGUGCUGUUCGACGGGCGCAAGAUCUUGGCUUGCAUCUUUCUGGUCGACACCUUCCCUUGACGCACUUUGAACGCGAGUAUCGAAGGCGUGUAUGGUGGUGUGUUUAUGGCUUGGAUCGUGUCCUCUCUAUAUCUCUUGGCAGGCCUAGUGGAACACACGAAGAUGACUAUGAUGUUGAACUGCCCUCUGAACUAGAUGAUGCACAAUUGGCUGCCCUCCGUGAUGGGACUUUUCUGUCUAAUUCCGUUCCUUCAAAAAAAUCUUACAUGAUCGGAUUCGUUGCGCUUCUCAGAAUUUAUGUGAUUGCAGGCAAGAUCAUGAGAUUUGUGCAGUCCGCCAAGGUCGAGGACGCAAAGAGUGAAAAAAUGCACGAAAGUGUCAUGGAUCUAGACUCGGAAUUAGACAACUGGCAGCACAAUCUCCCACCCGAAGUCAAAUAUGCAGCAAACGAUACUUCCAACCCGAAAAUGUUUACCCUUUGUCUCAUUGCUCACUUUGUGUACAACUCAGCCAAGAUUAAUCUUCAUCGACCAUUUAUUCCGGACCGUUUAACAUCAUCUAGCGAUCACUCCUCGUGGACUCGAUGCUUAGCUGCCGCUCGUUCUUGUAUCAGGAUUGGUGAAAUCACCCAGGAGAUGCUUCCGGCGUCUCAUCAUCUUGCGUUUGCUGUGCAGUAUAUCACGCUCAGCGCUGUCCUUUUACUACGCUCAACUGCCUAUGUGAAUCAACCGGAACUGUUUUCAACUAUCAUAUCAGAUGCAGAAACAGCGGUGAAGAGUCUAGAGGGAAUGGAAGGCAUAUUCCCAGCUUCAAAGAGGUGUAAAGAAAUUGUUUCAAGCCUCCUUUCUGUCGUUCGAGUUAAAUUGUACGGAGGCCCUUCAGCAAUAGAAGCUCUACAAGCAACCCAGCGAAUGCAGGAAGAGCCUCAACAAGAGUCUUUAUCUGCUGGCGUCAAAAGAAAAAGGUCGGAGGACCCUGGUCCCAUCGCAUCAUCUUCUCGGCAGCGUUUGGAUGAUCGCGGGUGGACGUCUGCGGGAUAUGACACCUCCCUUGACCGAAACACCGACGAAGAGCGGUAUGAGCAGCAACAGUUCUCGAAUCUUAUGCGCACGUCCAGCAUCCGUACCCCCAUGUCAAAUGAUAUCAGCCUACCCCCAACUCCUAGCGACACUGUGCCGGGGCAUGUGUUGUCCAACUUUCGCGGUGAUCCUGCUCUCACACUAAACUCCGGCAAACAAGCUCUGCCAUCUUUCGAACAACUAGUAAAAUCUCAAGGGUAUACUGAAUUACCGACACAGAUCUCUCUCGACAUCAAUGCCUGGUCAACCGGUAGGAAUCAUAGUAUCGACGAAUAUUCUGGUUAUGAUUUUCUUGGAGAGGAUCUCUUCGCAUUACUUGGUAGUGUUGUAAAACCUCUUGAGCAGCCCAGUCCUCACACUUUUGAGGAAAACGCACAGGCUUUGUGGCAAGCCUUUCACGGGAAACCGGACGCACCAUUUGCGACAUGAACCGGGCGAUUUAUUUUACACUUGCAUUCUAUAAUUGUGUAUAUUAUAUAUCUCCAUAUCUGCGUAUUUACCUACCUACAUAAUGAUCUAGUUACUGUAUAGAACUUUGUGUUUAUAGUCUUUAAUAGUUUGGAAUUUUCCCCUCAGCUUCAAUAAGAAUUAGACGCGAAUAAAGGCGCCUGACCGUUCGUUGGUCUGUGCGCGCCUGGCGG
Messenger RNA from Lentinula edodes (shiitake mushroom), 2858 nucleotides. RefSeq names its product fungal-specific transcription factor domain-containing protein. The transcript has 21 exons. The record is from RefSeq and is a predicted model, not a curated record. The coding region runs from base 34 to 2646 and encodes 870 amino acids. Gene Ontology annotation, molecular function: zinc ion binding; DNA-binding transcription factor activity, RNA polymerase II-specific; DNA binding. NCBI's taxonomy places the organism in Eukaryota, Fungi, Basidiomycota, Agaricomycetes, Agaricales, Omphalotaceae. Gene Ontology annotation, biological process: regulation of DNA-templated transcription; DNA-templated transcription.